This is a messenger RNA of Neolamprologus brichardi, 378 nucleotides long. Lineage: Eukaryota; Metazoa; Chordata; Actinopteri; Cichliformes; Cichlidae. The record is from RefSeq and is a predicted model, not a curated record.
AUGCAGCAGCACUACCGGGUCCACACGACUCAGAAGCCGUACGUUUGUCAGACAUGCGGGAAAUGUUUCAUUCAGAGCGGCGUUUUAUCCGUGCACAUGAGAACGCACACGGGGGAGAAGCCGUAUUCCUGCGAGCGCUGUGGGAAACGUUUCAGACACAAGUGUUCCUUUGUCGCCCACAUGAGGAGCCACACGGGCGAGAAGCCGUACCCCUGCAACGUUUGCGGGAAGAGAUUUGCUGAGUCGUCCUCACUGAAGAAACACACGGUCAUCCACACGGCAGAGAAGUCGUUUCUUUGUGAAGAGUGUGGGAAAAGCUUCAGUGGGAGUAGAAUUUUGAAAGUCCACCUGAAAACUCACAGGAAGUCUGAAGCGUAA